Molecule: messenger RNA, 1019 nt
Organism: Chinchilla lanigera (long-tailed chinchilla)
Lineage: Eukaryota; Metazoa; Chordata; Mammalia; Rodentia; Chinchillidae
Gene: Ccdc85b
Product: coiled-coil domain containing 85B
Exons: 1
Coding region: 177-785 (202 amino acids)
Biological process (GO): negative regulation of DNA-templated transcription
Cellular component (GO): nucleus
Source: RefSeq, a predicted model, not a curated record
CGCCCCGGCGCGCGCCCCGCCGCGUGCCCACCCCCGGGUGGCUGCUGCAGCCUACGCUGCCUCUGCCACUCUCCGCCGCCCGCUGAGCCGGAGCCCGAGCCAGAGCUGCUCCGGGCCGGACGUGGGCUUCUGGACCGUCGCGGCGAACGGGCGAUGCUCCAGCGGCCUGAGCAGCCAUGGAGGCCGAGGCAGGCGGCCUGGAGGAGCUGACGGACGACGAGAUGGCGGCGCUGGGCAAGGAGGAGCUGGUGCGGCGCCUGAGGCGAGAAGAGGCGGCGCGCCUGGCCGCACUGGUGCAGCGCGGCCGGCUCAUGCAGGAGGUGAAUCGGCAGCUGCAGGGUCACCUGGGCGAGAUCCGCGAGCUCAAACAGCUCAACCGGCGCCUGCAGGCUGAGAACCGCGAGCUGCGCGAUCUCUGCUGCUUCCUGGACUCCGAGCGUCAGCGCGGGCGGCGCGCGGCACGCCAGUGGCAGCUUUUCGGGACCCAAGCAUCCAGGGCAGUGCGUGAGGACCUGGGCGGCUGUUGGCAGAAGCUAGCCGAGCUGGAGGGCCGCCAGGAGGAGCUGCUGCGGGAGAACCUGGCGCUUAAGGAGCUCUGCCUGGCUCUGGGUGAGGAGUGGGGUCCCCGCAGCGGCCCCGCAGGCGCGGGGGGCUCAGGCACCGGGCCCACCCCCGAGCUUGCCCUUCCCCCCUGCGGACCCCGAGACCUAGGCGACGGAAGCUCCAGCACUGGUAGCGUGGGCAGCCCCGAUCAGUUGCCCCUGGCCUGCUCCCCCGACGACUGAAGGCACUGCUUCUACGCUUGAUGCCCGCCCGGAUUGCUCCCUGAGCGCAGGGACUGCUGUGAACCUCGGGACCUGUCCUGGCUGCGCACCGGGGACCGCUGCCAUGGACGGAGAAACCCUGGUACUAAGGAGGGCCCCUCGAUCUCGCUGGCGGGGCAGCAGGGGGACUGGAGUCUGGAGCGGAGGGACUUGCGGGGGGUUUUGUGGAGACUAAUAAACCGGGACGGAAGCAGA